Messenger RNA from Triplophysa rosa, 4288 nucleotides. RefSeq names its product otolith matrix protein (gene otomp). NCBI's taxonomy places the organism in Eukaryota, Metazoa, Chordata, Actinopteri, Cypriniformes, Nemacheilidae. Gene Ontology annotation, biological process: iron ion transport. The record is from RefSeq and is a predicted model, not a curated record. Bases 1992 to 3107 code for a protein of 371 amino acids. Gene Ontology annotation, cellular component: early endosome; plasma membrane; recycling endosome. The transcript has 9 exons.
ACGCUUGCCUGCCGUGUUUGAAGUUGAAUAUGUUUAAAUCAGGGAUGUGGGUGGAUGUGUUUUCUUGUUCUAUUUGCGUGCUUCUUAAAGCGCACCGGAGACAUUCUUGCUGCAAUAAUCGUGCUUUUUGUGAGAAAUAGUUUGCACUGCAGGUAGGGCUGCACGAUAAUUUAUCGCGAUACCACUAAAUCCUAAAGUGAUGCAAAUCCUAUUGUAAUCGAGCUCGCUGCGAUAUGCAAUGUGUCGAUUUUUUUAUGCGUAGCUUGUCCGUGAAGCGCGGCUCUGGGAUCAGUAGGAAAUGCUGCUCGAUCUAAAAGCUUGAGUCGCUUAUAAUGUGCGUUUGAAAAAGCAACACCCGUCAAACAUGACCAUUAUAAAUUUACUUUAUCAUAAAAAUACCUGAUGAAGCUUGAGUAACAGAAAUAAAAAGAUGUCCACAGGCAUUUCCUAGAUUCUAGAAGGUGUUAUGGUCUUCUUCUGCAGUGCGUAUUUGGAGUUUCUGCACGAGAGCGCCCUCUGGCUUUCGGAUGCAGCAGCAUUUUCCCGUACUUCACUCAAAAGCUGUGCAUAAAUCACGUGAUAUAUAUCGUCGGUUUAUCGCGACAGCCCUAACUGCAGGUCUACAAAGUCAAGGCACAGGUAAUCCUCGCAGGUCCAGUGUCUUUAGAAUAAGUGUUUCAUUGCUUCCAUUUUGAGAAUAAACUUUAAUUCUAUAAACCCUUGAUGUUUAUGUGUAAUUGCACACAGUCUUUCGUUAAGGGAUUUUUUUACUUUUUAGGUGCAAUGUAACCCAACUCUCAACUCAACUUUAUUUAUAUAGCGCUUUUUACAAUUUUCAUUGUUACAAAGCAGCUGUACAUAAGACAUAUUGACUAUAAGCAAAACAAUUAAAGUUGUACCUGUAAAAACAAGAAAAAGUUGAAAACACAGAAGACAGACAUACCCACAUACAAAACACUCCACACACACAAUAUGCACACGUACUAACACACAUAGACAUAGACACACACACGGACGCGCACACACACAGACGCACGCACGCACGUACACACACACGUCUGGUUUACUAUCUCCGUGUAUGUUGAAAAUACAAACAUUUAAAGUAUAUUCUCAGUUCACAUGUGUUCCAAAUCAAUGGUCUUUGUAACCCAUAUUUAGACAUUACUUACUAAACUGUAAAAAAGGAUGACAUAGAGCAGGGGAAGCACCUCCUAGCAGCUGAGAUGUUCCUGUCAGAUACUGUUCACCAUGUGUUCAAUAAGAAAGAAAUCUUGUGUGUCAAAUUCAUACUGCUGACUUGUUUACGCCAUAGCAGACACAUCCUGUGAUUUUCAGCCUGCUGUUCCACACACAGAGACACUUGUAUUUAUUGUAACGAGGUGUUUAUAUGCGUGUACCUGCAGUUUGUUUUUGGCCCUGAAAUGAUAUCUUCUGUCUCAAAGAUCACUGGUAACUCCUUUAAUAAAGCAUUGAUUAUAUGGAAGGUGACAUGAGAAUUAGGAUACAGUGAAGAUAUCAAGUGCCCUAUAUGCUUCCUCCGCCUCAUAGUGGCACAAAGGAACCAUCUGUUGCCUCCAUCCAUAUCUCCAAUUAAACUUGGCUUCUUUCAGACCUUUGGCCUAAUCUCGAAGAGCUUUAGAAGCUGCACAAAAAGCUAUUGUAUCUUACUUAAUUAUAACCUCAGAAAUGAUCUGACCUGCCCGCUGCCAGGUGCAGUGAGGUGUGCAAAAAUCUGCAUGCCAUGAAGUCCCAUUGGAUAAGGAAAGAAACACUAGAUGCCCAUCGUGAUCGGAUAAGUGGAAAAUAACCUAACAUCUUCAGAUCAAAAAGAGAGAGUUUGUUCCUCCCCUCUGAGUUGCUGAGCUUUCUAGGUACCCUAUGAAGGAAGCAAUCUGAGCUCAGAGCUGUUUUUUAUGUACUUUUUAAACUUUACUUCCCACACCACCCCUGCGUGUCUGAGCCCAUUCGGAAGGUAACUGUUCAAAGACAGCAUGAAUCAUCCAGGAGGAUACCUUGCCGUGGCUCUGCUCCUACUCGUUCUGGUCUCAAUGUCCACGGAAAACAAUAUUAUCAGAUGGUGUACAGUGUCUGAUGUUGAAGAGCAGAAGUGUUUGGAUCUGGCUGGUAAUGCCACGGCCAGGAACAUCCGUGGACAACUACUGUGUGUGAGGGGCCAAAGUCCCACAGACUGCAUGAAACAAAUAAAGAAUGGCACUGCAGAUGCCGCCACGAUGUACGCUGAUGAGAUCUACACCGCUGGAUUCUGCUACGGCUUAGAUGUGUCUGUGGGAGAGUCUUAUAAUGGUGUGGAUGGCAUUAAUUACUACGUGGUUGCUUUGGCGCGGACAUCAUCCAGUGAUCUGUCCCUGCUGGAGAUGCACGAGCGCAGCUCCUGUCACCCAGGGAUGCGGACCACCGUGGGCUGGACCGUGCCCGUUGGCUUCCUGGUGAACACAUCACAGAUCAGCAUGGAUGAGCAGUGCAACUUCCCCCAUGUGGUAGGGGAUUUCUUUGGCUACAGCUGUGUCCCAGGAGUUAAAGACCCCGAGCAUGAUCCCAAAGGAAACAAUCCCAGAAACCUUUGUGAGGCCUGCAUUGGAGACGAGAACGACCGCCACAUCUGUGCCAACAACCCACGGGAACGACAUUUUGGGGAGACUGGAGCUCUUAGAUGUGUUGCUGAAAAUCUUGGGGAUGUUGCUUUUGUCAAGCACACUACAGUCUUUGACAACAUGCAGGGUAAGAACCAGGAGUCUUGGGCUCUGGAUCUGGAGCUGGAAGACCUGAAGCUCUUGUGUCCUGAUGGAACCGAAGCUGACCUGUUUCAAUAUGAGCGCUGCCACCUGGCUGUGGUACCAACCAAUGCGGUGGUAGUGCGCUUGGAGGACAAGUGCCGCGUUUACAAGUAUUUGGAACGUGUGCAGAAUGCUUUUGCCAAUGCUACAGAAGGAUUCUCUCUAUUCAGCUCCAUGAAUUAUGGGCAACCCGACGUGCUGUUUAGCGAUUCCACCAAAAAGCUGCUGCGUGUUAUGGGAACCUACACUUCCUGGCUGGGGCCCACUUACACAACCAUACUGAAGGCUUUUGAGUGUGAAGGUUUGUGUUGAUCUUAUGAGGAAAGAGGAUACUAUAGAUUUCCCACCAUCCCUCUCUCUCACACUUACCCUAAACCACUCUGUGUAAAAUGUUUUACCCUGGUAUAUGGGCUGAAUGCCAUAUCUCUUUUGUUAGUAGUUUUCCUAAUAUUGUUCCGUACCUACAGUAUUCAUCUGAAUAUACAAUAUCUGGUAUGUCUACUGUGCCUCUACAACUCUUUGCCGCCUUCUGUUUAAUACAAAAACAAAAGCCAAAAGAUACAAACUUAUACACAGAAAAGCAUUGCAGGGGAUCACGAUUCUGUUUUUAAGCUUUGCUGGCGUUAGUAAGUCCUUGCAAUUCAAGACACAACUUGAAUGAGCAUCUGCCAGAGGAUCUGAAGCUUUUUGAUCAUGAAAUCUAUAGUGUAACUUUGGAUCUUCAGGUAGUGCAUCUUUUGCUUGAAACAUGCUCUAGAUUUGACGUAAAUUUGCAGUAUAAGAAGUUUAUUAUGUUUAUUAAGGCAAUACAUAAUCUUUGAGAAGCAGUCGAUCAUCUUCUGGAAAAGGUGCUCUGUGUUGAGCAGAAAAACCAUUUUGCAUUUAUGGUUUUAACAACGGGUUCUUUAACGGUGCUGUUUCCUGAACCUUCAGGAUAACGUAAUACCAACUUGAACAAAACUACUCUGUAAAUAGUGAUGUCACUUUUAGAUUUGUAGAACUUUCUCUUAAUUAUAAAAAUAUGUUGACGGUCAGUUGUUUUCCUCAUUUCUGUAUUUUACAUAGCAUUUGUGCAUUGUAGCUAAUUCGCCCCCAUGUCAAUCAAAACGUGUAUAAGUCUCUUUCUCCUGUGAAACACAAGAGAAGAUAUUUUAAAAAAAUGUCUUGGUGAAUUUAUGUCCAUACAAUGAAAGUCGAUGGGGUCCUAUGUUGUUUGGUUACCUACAUUCUUCGAAAUAUCUUCGUUUGUGUUCAGCAAAAGAAAGAAAGUCAUACAGGUUUGAAAUUACAUAAGGGUGAGUAAAUAAUGAAAGAAUGUUGAUUUUGGAUGAACUGUCCCUUUAAAUGUGGACUUUGGGCCAAUUGUACCAGCACCCUUGAAAACAUUUGUCAGAAACACAGACACAUUUCUCAUAAUUUGUUUAUUUUGAAGUUGUAUUCUUUCUCCUCUCAGGCUCAGUCAGCAGCAGUAGACAUGACAAUUAAAAGCUGUU